AGAGCAUGUGAGCCGAAUGCAACAUGGCUUCCCGCCAUGUCGAUGUCAACGAGCGUCGGCUUCGUCCUGUUUAUGAUGCGUUGGACAGUAUGAACAACAAACUGGCCAUCCAACUUGCAGACAAAAUUUUAAGGAAGCAGAAAGACCUGUACUGCGCCAAGGCUCUUAAAGGACUGGCUUUAUUGCGAUCAGGAAAAACUGCUGAAAGCGAGACAAUUAUGGUGGAGAUUAUGGAAGCGAAACCAGCGGACGAUCCCACGCUUCAGGCAAUGACAAUUUGCUACAGAGAGAUGCAAAAACCUGAGAUGAUUCCUUGUAUUUAUGAGAUGGCCUUGAAACAGAACCCGAAGAAUGAAGAAUUAUAUUCUCACCUCUUUAUGGCAUAUGUCAGAAUUGGAGAUUACAAAAAGCAACAACAGGUGGCUAUGAAUCUGUAUAAACUGUUCUCUAAGAACCCUUACUACUUCUGGGCUGUCAUGAGCAUUGUGAUGCAGGGUAUAAUGGCUAGUGAAGAGAAACUUGGAAGAACUAUGCUCUUUCCUUUGGCUGAGAAAAUGGUUGAAAAAUUUGUAAAUGAAGGCAAAAUUGAAGCUGAAGCAGAGGUUCAUCUGUAUUUAAUGAUUUUAGAGAAGCUUGGAUGUUAUGAGAAGGCUCUUGGUGUUCUUAGAAGUGAUUUGGCUGCUAAACUGAUUAGUUACAUGGAUGAAAGAGAAGAAAAAGAAGCCAUUUAUUUAACAAAACUCUGCAAAUGGCAUGAAGCAAAUAUAGCAUUUAAGAAACUCAUUUUGAGAAGGCCAGAUCAGUGGUCAUACUACCAGUCAUACCUAACCUCAGCUUUCUCUCUUAUAAAACAAAACUGGAAACCAGUUGAUGAGUCAGAAGAACUUCCUGAUUAUUCUUUAGAAAUGAUUGACAAAUUCCUAGCAUCUGUUGUGGAAGCUGAACAAACUAAAGAAAAGAGAUCAUGCAGAGGACCUUAUUUGGCACAAUUGGAACUGGAAAAGCUUUGUAGUCAAGAAUGUAUUCACUGUGAUUCAAGACAGAGUUCAACUUCUAGUGUAUAUUUAUUAAUAGAGUAUUUUAAACGGUUUGGAGACAAGCACUGUUGUUUCUGGGACCUUGAACCUUAUUUACAUCUGAAUCUACCAGAAAUACUGGACAAAGAAAAGUUUGUGGAAGCAUUAAGGAAUGCCCUUCCAUCAGUCAGUGAUGAAGAUCCUGAAUCAUCUCAUACAAGACUGAUGCAGAGGAGAAUGAAUAUUGAACUGAUUUCAAGACAUUUAGGAUUUCACUGCUCUCUUUCCUGUGAUGAAAAAAUUGCUUUAUCAAAGGAAUAUAUGAAGCAGCACAAAGAUGGUUUGGUUUAUGGUCAGAGUCUUUUGCCUACUGAACUUCAGUACAGUGAUGGGUUUGCUCAACUGGCUUCACACCUUUUGUUAGAAGUAAAUUAUGAAUCAGGAAAUACAGACAUGAACUGGCACCUUCUUAUCAUGUUAGAGAGUGCAUUAAAGGCAAGUCCUUCCAACCAUCAGCUCAAACUCCUACUGAUGAAAGUCUAUUGUUCAAUGGGUGCUGUUAGUCCAUGUCUAGCACUUUUUGAAGGAUUAGAAAUCAAGCACAUCGAACAAGAUGUUGUUGGUUAUACUCUGACACGAUAUGUUGAAGCUCUUGGUCAUUUUGAGGCAGCUUCAUCUGUGUACUUGACCACUUUAAAAUUCUUUUAUGGAAACCAAAAAAAUACUCCUGAACACAUCAUAGCUGCAUACAAGUAUGGAUCAUUUGAAAAGAUUCCAGAGUUCAUUGAUCUCAAGAGACGACUUGAUCUUUCACUGCAUUUUGCCACAGUAAAUUAUGAAAACAUGCUCCUUGACGUGUUCACCAAGGCAAACAGCCUUUCAGAUGUCCAAAGUCAUUUUGAUGAAAAGAGCUUGCUCGACAAGUGUUCUGUAGAGAAAUACUGGAUGAAAGACCUGAAGGAUAACAGGGAUUUAAAAAUACUUCAAACCUGGGAUGUCCCAGAAAGGCAGUUGUCAAAAGAGCAGCAGUUAAGAUGCGAAGAGCAAGAGGUACUCUGGUUAAGGUUGCGGUUCCUUAUUCUGAGAGCCCUUGCAGUAGCUGUCUCUUUGAUACCAAAACCUCAACAAAAUAUGCAAAACAUGAAUAAUGGAGAAGCUUCCCCAGCUUAUCCUUUAGCAGAAGUGAUUGAUGAAUUGAAGGAAACAUUGCAGGAAGUUGAUUUGCACCCAGGAACAAGGGCAAAGCUGCCCUGUCUGGGUCCACCAAGUUCAAGGCUGCCAGGGUUUUUGGAUGGUCAGCAUGGAGCAAUGAUUGUAGCUAUGGUAACUGUUUGCCAUGAAUGUCAUAGUUUACAUCAUUCUUCACAAGAUGCUGGUACAACAGAUAGAUGGAAUCGUAUUAGACACAAUCUGGAUGUAGUGACUGAAAUUUUGAAAGGUUGUAUUUCAGAUUGUUUAAGUAAGCUCACCACAGGUAGUGGAGAAAAAACAAUGUUCAAUGGAUAUGUUUUAGAAACUUUGGUUCUCUUGGUUGAGAGCUGUUGUUGUGUCCUUCUUUUAGCAGCUGUAUGCUGUAGCUUUUUACAAAAAAUGUCAGGUAGCAAAAAGACCAAGAAGAAGAAACCUGCUCCCACAAAAACGAAUGAAGAGAUGGCACCAUUUAAAGAGUUCCUAUCAAUGCUUAAAUCUUCUCUCACAUCCCUACAUUCAGCACUUGUAGAAGUGAAUGUUUCUCAGCUCUCUGAUGAGCUUUUGGAACUGGAUUUAGUUGAGCUAGACAAUGAGACCAAGUCUUCCAUUGUGUCCGAGAUUUGGGAGAAACUGCAGACCAGCUAUAAACAGUCAGUGAAGGAGAUCACAGAACUUUUACAUCACAAAGUUGCUUUUGCAAAGUCUCUGCGUAUUUAGGCAUUUAACAAUUAAUACAUUUCAUCAAUGGAUAUCACAACAAAUAAUUGAGAAAUUCUUAGAGGAGAGUUGCAUCUUGUAUUGUCAUUACCUUUUGUGUUGAAGAAGGCAAGAUAAGACAUGGAGUUGUGCAACAUUAAGGUUUGUCAAGAAGGGAUUUAAUGUGUUGUUAGUGGCCAAAAGAGUGAAAGCUAUGGCUUUGGAAGGAAGCUCUACUCGCACCUGCAUGUUAAGGAAGUGGAAGGAAGGUGGUUCCUUUUGCAGAAUGGUUUAUGGUUAGUGGAAAAGCAGAUGCCAUUUUAUCAGCCUUGCAUCAUUGUGGUUUUAUGACGAUACAAGUAUGGUAAAAUUGGUGAUUGUAAAGAUAAUGACGAUUCUGAAGAGUUCAGACCUUUUUUGGGGGAUGUAAGCUUCUACUUCUCCAUAUCUUUUGGAUUUAUGUGUGAUGCAAGUGGUUCUCAUCAGCAAAAAUGUGCCUCAAUCACACAAGAACCCUACACACAGACUCUCCCUGCCCACAAUGAUACCUCCAAGUUACUAUCACCAUCUUGCGACUUAGUUCCUGGUCUGAACAAGUAUAUUGAAGACUUAGAGAAUUUUGAAAAAGAUGCGAGACUUUGAUAAAAAAAAUAAUAAAUGUAACAAAGAAAAAUAUUUCAAGACCCACUACAAAGGCUGUCAGCCAUCAGCUGCUGGUCAAUCAGCUGACUGAUGGCCAACAGGUUUUUCUGGGAGCUGUUCUUCACAGUUACCAAAAGUCUGCAAAAUGGUAUCACUUGCCACCUCUAACAUUACUAUCACACAGUGACUUUGGAAUCAUUGUGCACUUGAAUUUGUAUUUCAUAGUGUUUCAUCAUAUUGAUGGUACAACAUGUUAGCUGAUGGAUGAUUUGACUGGUAAAUAAACAUGUAAGCUACUUUUUUUUGGUUAUGUGGUACACAAAGUGUAACCACGCAUAGAAAAACUGAUAACUUGAGUUGGAGAGAACAUCUGCACUUUUUAUAUUAGAGCACCUUUGGAAAGCAGUCAAAAUAAGGACACCACAACAUCAGAAAAUAGUGCUAAUAUGAAUAUUUUUAAAUCAUGCAUGGGUGUUUUUUUAGUGACCAAUUUAGAUGUCUGCCAGCAUGAUGCUGAAUUUGAUGCAAAACCAGAUUUUUUUUAGCACAAUCCUUAGAGUAAUAAAAACUAAAUGUAGAGUGAAGUGUGUUUUACUGUCUUCGAGGAUGUGAAAUAAAGCUA
This is a messenger RNA of Pocillopora verrucosa, 4167 nucleotides long. Its product is annotated as N-alpha-acetyltransferase 25, NatB auxiliary subunit. Gene Ontology annotation, biological process: N-terminal peptidyl-methionine acetylation. Gene Ontology annotation, molecular function: protein binding. Gene Ontology annotation, cellular component: NatB complex; cytoplasm. NCBI's taxonomy places the organism in Eukaryota, Metazoa, Cnidaria, Anthozoa, Scleractinia, Pocilloporidae. The record is from RefSeq and is a predicted model, not a curated record.